Sander lucioperca (pikeperch) is the source of this 3143-nucleotide messenger RNA. RefSeq lists its product as uncharacterized. The record is from RefSeq and is a predicted model, not a curated record. Gene Ontology annotation, biological process: vesicle fusion; vesicle-mediated transport; SNARE complex assembly. The transcript is spliced from 5 exons. Gene Ontology annotation, cellular component: SNARE complex; plasma membrane. Gene Ontology annotation, molecular function: SNAP receptor activity; syntaxin binding. NCBI's taxonomy places the organism in Eukaryota, Metazoa, Chordata, Actinopteri, Perciformes, Percidae. The coding region runs from base 792 to 1169 and encodes 125 amino acids.
GGGGGUACCGCACUGUCGUUACGAGUCCAAGUGGAGAAGGCAGGAGGAGAGACGCAUUAUUGCAGUAGCCUACAGUGCCACAGCACUUCACACGGGCGAAACUACCGCACUUCCCACAAGACGCACCUCUGUCUGCGCAGGGAGAACGCGAGAGAGAGGUGGGGGUGACAGAAUCAAAGACGGACAACUGAUUUCUCAUGACUGGACUUUUUAUCCCUUCAUUUUGAAAUUGCACGCAUUUGCAAGUAUCUUAGUAGAGGCAACUCAACAACAAGCCAAUCAGUGCUGCGCUGUAGCAUCCAGGAGCAGCUCUAUAAGGACUCAGCAUCGCCCGGAGGAGCUGCAUGCAGCCCUGCAAGAAUAUGAGCAUCCGUGGAUUUCUCUUGAAUGGAUUACUAAUUUAGAAGUACUUUUCUCUUGAGCUCGCAUCGCUUCUCCUUCACUUCCUGCUCUCCAGUCCAGUCACACAGUGAAUUAUCACCCGGCCCGUUUACGUGUGUCGGUAUAUUGCGGUACUUUGCUGACGACUUGCAAUAUAAAUGCAUCGCUAGAAGAUCGGCUCCACUGCGCCAAGACCCGCUGCCUCUGUUUACUGUUAGCACUUCAAUAACUCUGCUUAUUGAAAAUUUGGACUUUCGUUUGGACCAGUGACUAGAAAUUCUCGUCUCGUUUUUUUCUGUUUUCUUGCAGUUUUUUUUUCUCGUGUUGUACUUCAGACCCUCCCUCUCCACCUCACAGCCCUCACCCCCUCCUCCGCUGCCCGUGAGUCAGUUCAAACAGCUGCAUAGAAGAUGUCUGCCCCAGAUGCCGCUGCUCCAGGUGGAGCCCCCGGUGCUCCGGGAGCCCCUGGUGCAGAUGGAGCCCCAGGCGGCGCACCUCCUGGCCCACCCAACACCUCCAGCAACCGCAGGCUACAGCAGACACAGGCCCAAGUCGAGGAGGUGGUGGAUAUCAUGCGAGUGAAUGUGGACAAGGUUUUGGAAAGGGACCAGAAGCUUUCAGAGCUGGAUGACAGAGCGGACGCUCUCCAAGCCGGAGCCUCCCAGUUUGAAAGCUGUGCAGCUAAGCUAAAGAACAAGUACUGGUGGAAGAACUGCAAGAUGAUGAUCAUGAUGGGUAUCAUCGGAGUCAUUGUGGUUGGAAUAAUAUUCUUGUACUUCUUCUACUGAGCUCAGCCCAUCAAUACAGAUGGAUAUGGACUUGAGAAUGAUAUGAAAGGGAAGAGAAAAAAAAGAUACCCAAGCGCCACUCCUCCCCUUUUAUCCAUCCUCUCCUUCCUCUCUACACACAGUCUUCCAUCAAACCAUCUUGCACUUAAACAUGACAGUAGUGUUUAUAGGUGUGUCUGCUCUCUUUGUCCCCCUCUCCCUCCCUUCUUGUUGCUUUCUUCCACUGUUUUAAGUCUCACUCACUCUCUCCUGUCUGCACCUCAUGUAUUAUUGAAGGACGCAGCAGGCGGAGUGAAAGAGGAAGAAAGCAAGGGAAGGAGGGAGAGAGAAAAUUCUUGUGACACGGAAACACACGGGGCUAAGCCCUCUGAACGAUGCCAUGGGGGGAGAUGUACAAUGUACAGAAUGUGUGCAGGGAGAUUGAUCAAGAGUUUGCAGUCCUUUCUACCACAGAUAUACGCCAAAGCUUGUUGAUUUUACCUUUUUUGAGAAUCCUACAUUUGUAAUUGAUACUGACAUGCCUAACUAACACAAUCCUUCUCUCACAACUGCUACCAUCAUUGCUACUUACUAAUACAAGGUAAUGUUAGAUUAAAAUUAGGAGCAUUUUUGUUGUAUGUGUGUGUGUGUGUGUGUGUGAGUGUGUGUGUGUAUUGGUGAUCCAAAGCAUUGUAGCCAGUAGCUUUUUCCGAGUUUAGCUGAUAGGCUUUUAUUAAUAAUAACUUUUUUGUUUCCUUUCCUGCCUUACUUUCUGCAACGUUCAGUAAUGACAAUGAGAGAAAAAGGGAAAGAGACUGUGUGCGAGUAUAAGGAAAGGAAGAAGUGAGUCACGGAAAAGUAAUAAGCAUUCUUUCCUGGUAUUAAUAAGACAAACUUCCUAAAUGCUAAUUUUGGACUGAUAAGCAAUUAUUGAUAAAGUCGUAUAACUAUGCUUCAUUUUACCUUGGCUUUUGUACCACAGGUGGGGGCAAAAUAGUAGUGUUAUGCUUAGUGGCAUAGGGAUAUGCACAGCAAAGCAAACAGCCACUAACAGACAAUCUACACGUGAACUGACCCAGAGGAAGGUCUCUUAACUCUGACUUGGACAGAGUCACAGCCAUAGACAGAUGAAUGUGGAACAUCACAUUUAUUGUAAAAUAAAAUUUGUUUUGGAAGUUGUGCAGACAAAGUGUUUGUUUGAUUGUUGUUUAAGUUGGCCUGAUCUUCAAAAAGCAGGAAAAUGGGAGAAAGGACAUGAUUUAGAAACCCAGAGCCAACUGGCCCUCCCAUUCCUAUCCCCUUCAGUCACAUUAAAACAGACUCCCCUGUCACCUGCAGUAUGGUAAUGGCCAAAAUGAGGUGUUCGUUUCUAACCUGCAUGGCAAACCGUGUCCAUAGUUUUGCCUAUUUGUGUGAUCUGUGUAUCUGCCAUUUCUGAAUCUAACUGCCGAUUGUACAUUUUAUUUGGUUAGUGGUUUAAACGACUUGUGUAUAAUGUCUUUCUGUUCUGAUAAUUACUGCUUAUGCAAUGCAAUGAUGCUCAAGAGUUUGCCAAAUGGUGUUAAUUUCAUUUGCUUUUGAGAUAAAAACAUUCAGAGAUGGCAAACAACUGCUACUAUAAUGAAGUGUUAAAAACAUGUAGUGGAUAUAACAAUAGUACACAUAGCUCAGAUUAUGAUCCUGAAAAUGUGUUUACAAAUUCUUUCAGGUUUUUUUUCGGGGGGGGUUGUUCGAUAUAAAAGAAAGGUUAUUUUCCUCUCUUCGGACUGAUUUUGAGGGUUGAUAAAAUUGAGAUGCAUAAAUGUAGCAGUUAGUUAUAAUUAUCUGAUGCUAUUGUGCAGCAAUAUUAUUAGGUAAUUAUCACCAUAUAAGAUUUGAGAACGUGUUUUGUGAUUUACAACUUGGAAAUGCAGUUAAGAUAAUGCAAAUGGAUUUGCAGAAACAAAUGCAUGCUUACCACUUUUGCUGAUGCCAAUAAAGAAAUCAUCAAAAGAA